UAGGACUGUGAGCGCGCCGCUGUUCAGUGCCACCACUGCCUCGCGCCGGGAUCGUGUACCGGGGACAUUGUUUUGGAUUUUUUUUACACUCUUGUCUUUUUAACGCAAAAGGAACAUAAUUUUGUUUUUGUUUUCUAUUUUAUUUUUUUGUUGUAUCCACGGAGAUGGACCUCAUGAGUCGUCCCUCACGAGCCCUGAGUGUAUUGGGCUAAUGGCACUGUGGAGAAUUGGCCGUUGAUUCUAUAACCGGAAACUGAUCUUCACAAAACAAUGAGAAGUUUCCAUUUGUUUGUUUUACUUACAUUCUCAUGUACCUCGUAUGUGAGUGGAACACAUCCAGACUGUAACUUUCAGUUGGAGCUUCUGAAAGAUGAGGAGGAGUGCCACACCAGACUCAGGAAACAGGAGAAACCCGUUUCCAAAGGAUGCAAAGGGGCCUGGGACAACAUAUCGUGUUGGGACCGCGCAGAGAUCGGCCAAACGGUCACCAUCCCGUGUCCUCGAGUUCUCAAAGCGCUGUUCGGCAUCAACGGGUAUAUCAGUAGGAACUGCACAGCGGGCGGCUGGUCGCACGUCUUCCCCAACAUCACCAGCGUGUGUGGGUCAGAGGCCCAGCAGGAUAAGCUGCUGUUUUACGCCGUGGUGAAGACUCUGUACACCCUGGGACACAGCCUCUCUCUCAUCGCCCUCAUCACUGGGAGCGCCAUCCUCUGUCUGUUCAGGAAGCUCCACUGCACGAGGAACUACAUCCAUCUCAACCUCUUCUUCUCCUUCAUCCUGAGGGCUGUGGCCGUGCUGGUGAAGGACGCCGUUAUCUUCUCCCACAAUGCCCAGUGCUCGGAACAGACCUCUCUGGUGGGCUGCAAAGCCAGCCUGGUCUUCUUCCAGUAUUUCAUCAUGGCCAACUUCUUCUGGCUGCUGGUGGAGGGCCUGUACCUGCACACCCUGCUCAUGGUGCUGUUCUCCGAGAACAGGCACUUCCCCGUCUACCUCCUCAUCGGCUGGGGGUUCCCGACAGUGUUCGUGUUCGCGUGGAUUCUGACCAGAAUGUACUUUGAAGACACCGGAUGCUGGGAGGUGAAUGAUGACUCUGUUCCUCUGUGGGUGAUCAGAGGUCCCAUCGUGUUCUCCAUCAUGGUGAACUUCAUCCUGUUCAUCAGCAUAAUCAGGGUCCUGGUGCAGAAGGUUCGGUGUCCCAACGUCAGGGGUAACGACCUAUCACAGUACAGGAGGCUGGCUAAAUCUACCCUGCUGCUCAUCCCUCUGUUUGGAGUUCACUAUGUCGUCUUCGUGUCUCUCAGCCAGUCCGUGGAGAAUAUCAAAAUAUUCUUUGAUCUGGCUUUCGGGUCCUUUCAGGGCCUGGUCGUGGCCAUCCUGUACUGCUUCCUGAACAGCGAGGUCCAGGGGGAGCUGAAGAGGAAGUGGCGGAGUAUGAGUCUGGAGGGUCUGAGGCGGCGGGACCAGGGCUCCGCCUCCUGCCGGAAUGGCGCAGACACCGCGGCGCACUUCCACCGAAGCUCCCGCGCCCAGUCCCUGCUGCAGACCGAGACCACCGUCAUGUGACCCGCCGACCCCGUCAUGUGACCUGACAACUUCAUCAUGUGACCCGGCGACCCAGUCAUGUGACCUGACAACUUCAUCAUGUGACCUGCUGACC
Molecule: messenger RNA, 1657 nt
Organism: Conger conger (European conger)
Lineage: Eukaryota; Metazoa; Chordata; Actinopteri; Anguilliformes; Congridae
Product: vasoactive intestinal polypeptide receptor 2-like
Exons: 13
Coding region: 271-1563 (430 amino acids)
Biological process (GO): adenylate cyclase-modulating G protein-coupled receptor signaling pathway; cell surface receptor signaling pathway
Cellular component (GO): plasma membrane
Molecular function (GO): vasoactive intestinal polypeptide receptor activity; G protein-coupled peptide receptor activity; peptide hormone binding
Source: RefSeq, a predicted model, not a curated record